UCGCCCUCCGAGGAAAUGCAGUCGCAUCCUCAGCCGCCGCCGGGAGUCGAACCGCCGACCCGACGGUCGCGACAGCGCGCCGCCGCCACCAAGUGAACCAUGUUCCAGACGUUUCCGCGACGCCAACGCCUGGGCGCUCCUCGACCCGCACGCUCUUGACGGCGACCUACUGAGUGUGACCCGCGAGCCCCGCCAGCACCGCCAGCACCGCCAUGGGAAACGCGGAGAGCAACGUGACCAGCGGCGUCAAGAACCAGGCCGGGCCGUCCGUGCAGGCGCUCUACAAGCUGGUGGACGUCAAGGGCGGCGGGCUGCUCGUCGACAUGAUGAAGCGCGCCACGCAGAACAAGCAGUACGCCGAGCUGGACCACGCCAUCAAGACCAAGGUGGAGCCCUUCCUGUACAACAAGGGCAAGGGCAGGCUCAUCCCCGUGCGCAUCCUGGUGCUGCUGCGGAACAAGGACCGCGGCAGGCACAAGAUGUUGCCGCCGCUGAAGGCCAUGGACGACCCCAGCGAGUACAACAUCAACAGUGCACUGGCUCAGCUCGACGCCGAGGGCGAAACCACCAAAGACCCCGGCGGCUACCGCGACGUGUGCUGGGACCUGGCGGAGCGCGGCGCCGUGGGGGAGACCAUCCUCCACCUGUGCAUCCUGGCGGCGUCCUCGCUGCACAACGACCUGCUCAAGCGCCUGCUCCGCUUCUACCCCAAGCUGGUCAACGACAUCUACAUGAACGACGAGUACUACGGCGAGGGGCUGCUGCACAUCGCCAUCGUCAACGAGGACCCGUCCAUGGUCAAGUUCCUGCUGGACGCCAACUCCGACGUGCACGAGCGCUGCUACGGCAACUUCAUGAGCCCCGAGGACCAGAAGGCCUCGCGCACGGACUCGCUGGACCACGAGUGGGUCAACGUGACCCCGCUCACCAACUACGAGGGGUACGUCUACUGGGGCGAGUACCCGCUGAGCUUCGCGGCGUGCCUGGGCCAGGAGGAGUGCUACCGCCUCAUCCUGGCGAGGGGCGCCAACCCCGACAACCAGGACACCAACGGCAACACGGUGCUGCACAUGCUGGUCAUCUGGAAGAACCCGCAAAUGUUUGACGUGGCCUACGAGAUGGGGUCUUCCCUGGCGGUGCGCAACGUGCUCAACCUGACGCCGCUCACCCUGGCCGCCAAGCUGCCGCGCAGGGACAUGUUCUUCCACAUCCUCAACAUCGAGCGCGAGAUCUACUGGCAGAUCGGCAGCGUGACGUGCGCGGCCUACCCGUUGUCCCAGAUCGAUACCAUCGACAUCCAGACCGGCAACAUCAACAAGGACUCGGCGCUCAAUUUAGUCGUCUUCGGGGACUCCAACGAGCAUCUCGAGCUGAUGGAGGGAGUCCUCGUGGACCUGCUCAACGCCAAGUGGAACGCGUUCGUCAAGUUCCGGUUCUACCGCCAGUUCUUCCAGUUCGUGGUGUACUUCCUCAUCUCGCUGGUGUGCUUCACGCUGAGGCCCGGCCCCCCGCGAACCUCCUCGGUGCAGAACUCGACGGCCGGGAUCAACGGCAGCACCAUCGGCCCCACGGACAUGCCCAUCGUGACCAGCCCCGUCCUCACGGCCCGGCUGGAGCAGCUCGUCCGGAUGGAGGCGCUGGAGCAGCUGUUGGCCUCUGCGGACUACAACAACACGUCCGGCGGCAACGCGUCGUCGUGGGGCCCCACCCCCAACGCCACCCAGAUCGACGACGACGCCACCGUGGACAUGUCGGUGGACUUCGUGACGACGGGGCCGCGGCAGCACGACCCCGGGCCGCUGGCGCGCGCGGAGGCCGAGGAGGAGGACGACGAUGACGACGACGAGGAGUGGUGGGACGAGACGUCGGGCACGUGCCGCCUGCUGCAGGUCAACUCGCGCCAGGCCGCGGUGCGCAUCAUCGCCGAGGUGCUGCUCACGUGCGGCGCCGUGCUCUACAUCCUGGCCGCGCUGCGUGAGGCGCGCUUCCUCGGCCUGCACAUGUUCAUCGAGAACCUGAUGACGGCGCCGUCGAGGGUCAUGUUCCUGUUCUCGUGCCUGUGCAUGCUGAGCAUGCCCUGGCUGCGGGUGGCCUGCGAGGAGCAGAAGGAGGACAUCGUGGCCGUCAUCAUCAUGCUCACCACCUCGCCGUACUUCCUCUUCUUCUGCAGAGGGUUCAAGACGGUGGGUCCGUUCGUCGUCAUGAUCUACCGCAUGGUGAUGGGAGACUUGCUGCGGUUCGUCACCAUCUACCUCGUGUUUGUCAUGGGAUUCUCGCAAGCGUACUACAUCAUCUUCCUCUCGUUCGACAACCCCCUGACCCCCGACGGCGUGGACGACACCGUCACCAACCCCAUGCCUUCCCCGUCAGAGUCCAUAAUGGCCAUGUUCCUCAUGUCGCUCACCAACUUCGGGGACUACUACGGCGCGUUCGAGCGCACGGACCACGAAAUCGAGGCCAAAAUUCUGUUCGUGGUGUUCAUGGCGAUCGUGGCGAUCCUGCUGGUCAACAUGUUGAUCGCCAUGAUGGGCAACACGUACCAGAAGAUCGCCGAGACGCGCAACGAGUGGCAGCGGCAGUGGGCGCGCAUCGUGCUGGUGGUGGAACGAGGCGUCAACCCGGCCGAGCGGCUGCGCAAGCUCAUGUGGUACUCGCAGCCCAUGUCGGACGGCAGGCGCGCGCUCGUCCUUCGGCUCAACCAGACGGGAGAAGAUAAAGAGGAAAUGAAAGAAAUCCUCGACAUGAAACGCGUCCACAUACGACAGGUUCGAAAGCGUCAGCUUGGUGGCAAAAGGCUCUCCACCGUUCCACCCAGUCCAAAGAAAAUUGAUCUCUCCCUGUAGUAUUCUACUAUGUUCACUUCAUUAGCUCGUCUCAUUAUCAUGGUUGCUAUCUGCAUUAUGAAAUCGACAGAUGUUUGUAAGGUGGGGGGAAAUGACAACAGUAGAUUCAUUUCAAUAGAAAAGUAUAAUUUUUACAUUUUACAAAUGUACAACUUUUUUAUACAACACUGUAU
Messenger RNA from Thrips palmi, 3016 nucleotides. It is a transcript of the gene nan, whose product is annotated as transient receptor potential cation channel subfamily V member 6. The coding region runs from base 213 to 2843 and encodes 876 amino acids. Gene Ontology annotation, cellular component: membrane. Gene Ontology annotation, biological process: calcium ion import across plasma membrane. The transcript has 16 exons. Gene Ontology annotation, molecular function: calcium channel activity; protein binding. Lineage: Eukaryota; Metazoa; Arthropoda; Insecta; Thysanoptera; Thripidae. The record is from RefSeq and is a predicted model, not a curated record.